AUGCUUGCCUCCAGCCGCGGAACGGCAUUGAGGCAGGCGUUCUCCGCCUCGCCGGCCACGGCGAUACCGGCCUUUCUAGUGCCGGCUCUGCAACAGCAACAGCUCUUGUCCCGAAGACAAUUCUCCUCGACGCCGACGCGGCACUCGAAGCUCGGCCGGACACCCCUUUCGAUCCCGCCUGGCGUGGAGUUGGCCAUCAGUGAACCAAAACUGAAGAAGGACCCGACGAGCUACCUCAAAGUGUACAAGAGGACUGUCACCGUCACGGGGCCUCUGGGCAAAUUGGAUCUUGAGAUCCCGCCCUUCUUGAAGAUUGACCACGAUAUCGAGGGCAAGCGGGCUGUUCUGAGCGUCGAGGACUCCAACGUCAAGGAGCAGAGCGAGAUGUGGGGUACGACAUGGGCCUAUCUCCAGCGUUAUAUCAUGGGCGUCUCGGAGGGUCACACGGCGAUUCUCCGCCUCGUGGGCAUCGGAUACCGCGCGACCGUCGAGCAGCGCGGCGGCAAAGAGGAGUUUCCUGGCCAAAAGUUCCUCUGCCUGAAGCUGGGUUUCACGCACCCGGUUGAAAUGGGCAUCCCGCGGGGUGUCACGGCAACGGUGGCGAGCCCGACGCGCAUCCUGCUCGAGGGUAUCGACCGAGAGGAGAUCAUGAGCUUCGCCGGCCGCGUCCGCAAGUGGCGGCCGCCGGAACCGUACAAGGGCAAGGGUGUUUUCAUCAACGACCAGACCAUCAAGCUGAAGCAAAAGAAGAUCAAAUAG
This is a messenger RNA of Colletotrichum higginsianum IMI 349063, 759 nucleotides long. Its product is annotated as Ribosomal protein L6. NCBI's taxonomy places the organism in Eukaryota, Fungi, Ascomycota, Sordariomycetes, Glomerellales, Glomerellaceae. Gene Ontology annotation, cellular component: mitochondrial large ribosomal subunit; ribosome. The transcript has 3 exons. Bases 1 to 759 code for a protein of 252 amino acids. Gene Ontology annotation, molecular function: rRNA binding; structural constituent of ribosome. Gene Ontology annotation, biological process: translation. The record is from RefSeq and is a predicted model, not a curated record.